This is a messenger RNA of Penicillium waksmanii, 1956 nucleotides long. RefSeq names its product shugoshin family protein. Gene Ontology annotation, biological process: meiotic chromosome segregation. The transcript has 4 exons. Gene Ontology annotation, cellular component: nucleus; chromosome, centromeric region. The coding region runs from base 1 to 1956 and encodes 651 amino acids. The record is from RefSeq and is a predicted model, not a curated record. NCBI's taxonomy places the organism in Eukaryota, Fungi, Ascomycota, Eurotiomycetes, Eurotiales, Aspergillaceae.
AUGGCCCGACUGAAUGACUAUGCGGCUCCAGCCGAGUCGGUCGACGCUCUCAAGCGGAGAUUCGUCCGACAAAAUCGCGAAAUCAUGCGAGUCAACUCCAUGCAAUCGAUGCGCAUUCGCAGCCUAGAAUCAGAAGUGUCGCAUCUCCUCAGCGAAAACGUCUCACUCCGCGGCCAAAUCAUCACCCUCACCCAGGAAAAUGAGCGAUUGGGUUCCGCCAAGGCGCUUCAGAACGGGGUUUACGAAAUCAAAGCUCGUCUCGAUGCGAAGCUUGCGGAAUUAAAUGGCCUCGUGUCGGAUCUUGGAACACUUCCUCGUAAAGCUGGGAAGAUGUUCAAGGAUAAAUCUUUCGAUACCAACUCCGACCGUCUCAAGACAGCAGAGGCGCCGCCACGGGCGAAUGACCCGGACUACAAUGCAGAGACUGAGGAUGGAAAAUUACCCGCUAUCUUGGAAGACAAAUAUUUUCCCCGCAAAACGCUAGAACCGCAAGAAGUUCAUGAUCUCAUGGAAGGCAAUUCUUGCAUGUCAGAAGCGCCCCAGAUGGAUUAUUUGGACCCCGCGACCGCGACUGAAGACACGACUUCCAGACCAGACGAAACGCCUUCGGGUAAUAAAUUCAAUCUCUCGCCGAGCUCCGAAGCCUACCUCCCCCCUACCCUCGAGACCCGCAAGAAAAAGAGAAGACCCGAAGUCGCAGCCGCCUCCAGUGAUAAUGAUGUGGAGAGUGGACAUACAGUAACAGCAACUUCGAUUUCAGAGGCGAGCGCAGGAACUUCUUCGAAAUUUGGCUCCAAGCGCAAGUUUAGUCUUGAUGACGAUGCCUUGUUCGAUCUGGCUCCUGAGGACGAUUUUCAGUUUAGUCGACUGAAUCGCAGUCCCCAGAAACAGAAAGAUACAUUCCAGUUCUUGGCCCGGGAGACUUCGAUUUCUCCUAGUAAAACACCUGUGAGCAUGAAGCAAGGGUCUGCGAAUAACAGUACCACGAAGCGGAAAGUUCUUGAACCAAAAAGCGCAAAUUCCCACCUGGGUUCCCCAAAGAAGUCCCGCGCCGCCUCCCAACUAGAUAACAAGACCCGCCCAAAUAUCGGACAAGACGAGAACUUGCCAUCCCCCCAAAAGCCCAAGGACGUGGCAAGCCAAAAAUCAAAAACACCAUCCGGGCGACCUCGUGGACGCCCGCCUUCUUUGUUGCAGAAACCUAAACGUGCCAACCAAACGAUGACCACGGAAGAUGCUACGCCAAAUCAGACCAAGACCAAGACCACGAUCGUCAAUGUUUCUAAGGACUCCCCGAUCGCAAAAUCGAGAGAGAGCAUGGAGGAUAUGUCUGACGAGACGGGUGCCUCACGUCCUUCCCGACGUCGCGGUGCGGUGGUCAGCUAUGCGGAGCCCAGUCUUCGGGCUAAAAUGCGUCGCUCGACGAAAGAUAUGGCCGAUGCGGUGGCGGAUCGCCGGUCAUCCAGUUUCCAGCUCGGUCGUGAAAGUCUUGAUGGGGAUGAUCAGUUUGUUGAAAGAAAACCAGAACUGGGAACCGAGGACAGUUCACGUACCCCAUCUAGUGGACGUGGAUAUCAUGCCGAUGCGAUCUUGCCGGAUAUAUUGUCCAAAGAUGGUGACGGUGGUUCAGAGGAUAUGAUUGCAACAGUAUCCCGCCGCAGACGCAAAGUGUCAACCGCGAAUACGAAUAAAAAGGACGAUAUUUUCGACACUUCGGACAACGCCCGUGAACCCGAACCUGAACCUGUCUAUUCUCAACGACAAUCUCGUCGACACUCCUCAAAUCCAAAGAGCAGUUACAUUAAUGUGGAUGUGGAUGAGUCGUGGUCCUCUCAAGCGGACAGCAGCUUUGAUAACGAUGACUUGAAUGGGAAUGGAUGGAAACUGCCCCCUGCCAUCGAUGCUGGUCGGAGAGAAACUCGGAUUGGUGCUCGGAGGAGAAGUAUGAUGGUCUGA